Molecule: messenger RNA, 387 nt
Organism: Angiostrongylus costaricensis
Lineage: Eukaryota; Metazoa; Nematoda; Chromadorea; Rhabditida; Metastrongylidae
Source: the annotation of a GenBank genome assembly
AUGCUUCUCGUCCUGUUGGGAACCUGCUUCUUUGCUGGUGGUGUCAUCGGCUAUGGAUGUGACGUUGCUUCAUUCUCGGAGGAACAACACGGAUUGGGUCGUCGAGUGUGCAAUCUCGAAAACGAAGUUGAUGCUCUUAAGUCUGCCGUUCAGGAGAUACUUCAACGUACAGAUCACACUUUCAAUAGCGAGCCAGCAAUGGAAAAGAGAAAAAACGAGUUUAUUCGGUUUGGAAAACGCAGUUUGACCGACGUUAAAAGGAAAAACGAGUUCAUCCGUUUCGGAAAGCGAAAGAAUGAAUUCAUUCGAUUUGGAAGAUUCGACUCAACCCUUGGAGGCAGUGAUGUAGUUGAGAAGCGCAAGAACGAGUUCAUUCGUUUUGGAUAG